UUUAAUUUUCCUUCCUCCCUUCCUUUCCUCUUCUGGCCCGGUGUUGUAGCCAUGAGAGUGUCAGGAAUUGGCACAGGAGUGCACCAGGGCGCAUGCUCUCGGUAGCUCACAGCAGCCAGAGCCGGGGGCUUAGUUUAAUAAGGAGCGAGCCGAGCGACAGACAAGGAAGAAGGCGACGGCGGCAGCGGCAGCAGUACUAUCAGCAGGCGGAAAAAAAAAAUUAAAAAUAAAAACAAAUAAGGAGCCCACAGGGCGAAAGCGAGCGAAGGCGUCCGCCAUGGGCUUUCCUUUCCUGCGCGCAUUCUCCGUUUCUUCAUGAAUUAGAGCGGAGAGGGUGGGGGCGGGGAGAGCUGAAGACACCCCAAGGCCCCCAGGCAUGGCCAAUUCGUGUGCUGUUCAGGUGAAACUGGAGCUUGGCCAUCGAGCCCAGGUGAGGAAGAAACCCACCGUGGAAGGUUUUACUCACGACUGGAUGGUAUUUGUUAGAGGACCCGAGCAUAGUAACAUUCAGCACUUUGUGGAGAAAGUCGUUUUUCACUUGCAUGACAGCUUCCCUAGGCCAAAAAGAGUGUGCAAAGAUCCACCGUACAAAGUUGAAGAAUCUGGAUAUGCUGGGUUUAUUUUGCCAAUAGAGGUUUACUUCAAGAACAAGGAAGAACCGAAGAAAGUCCGCUUUGACUAUGAUCUGUUCCUGCAUCUGGAAGGACACCCACCUGUAAACCAUCUUCGCUGUGAAAAGCUUACUUUCAACAACCCAACAGAGGAGUUUAGAAGAAAGCUGCUUAAAGCUGGCGGGAUCAUGGUUAUGUCAGAUGGAACAUCAGUUGCUUCAGGGCAAAGUCUUCAUCUCCCUAAUCUUCCCACUAAUUCCCUGUCUUUUUCUGAAGUGAAGAAAAAAUCAUCUCAUGGGCCAAAGGAGCUGAGCAAGAGUAUAAACACUAGUAGCAGCAGCAGUAGUAGUAACAGUUUUUCAAAGCCCCAUAAAUUAUCAAAGGAGCACAAGGAAAAAUCUUCAAAAGACUCAAAAGAACAUAAAAGUGCCUUCAAAGAACCUUCCAGGGAACACAACAAAUCUUCCAAAGAAUCCUCUAAAAAACCCAAAGAAAACAAACCACUAAAGGAUGAAAAAAUUGUUCCUAAGAUGGCCUUCAAAGAGCCCAAACCUAUGUCAAAGGAGCCAAAAUCAGAAAAUAACAUACUGACCAUAAGUGGUGGACAGCAACAAGAAAAGAAGGCUGCUUCCAAAAGGCCUCCUGGUCUGGAUUCUGAGGACUUUGCAGCCAAAAAGAAGAAGAAAAGUGGAUCUGAGGCUUUAUUUAAAAGUUUUUCUAAUGCUCCCCCACUGAUACUUACCUGCUCCAGUGUGGAGAAAAAACAGACAAAAGAUAAAUCUCAGUUUAAAAUUGGGAAAGUUAAAAUGGAAACUGAGCCCCUGGAGAAAAAGAAAAAUACAUUGCCACCUUUCGAUGAUAUUGUGGACCCUAAUGAUUCUGAUAUGGAGGAGAAUGUGUCUUCAAAAUCAGAAUCCGAGCAACCCAGCCCCGCAAGUUCAAGUUCCAGCUCUAGCUCCAGUUUCACACCGUCACAGAACAGCCGACAGCAAGGUCCUUUGAGGUCUAUAAUGAAAGAUCUGCAUUCUGAUGAUAAUGAAGAUGAAUCUGAUGAAGCAGAUGAGAAUGACAAUGACUCUGAGAUGGAAAGACCUAUAAAUACUCACGGAGGAAGUAGAGUGCGCAGGGUUAGUUUAAGUGAUGGAAGUGACAGUGAUAGCAGUUCUGCAUCUUCACCUCUACACCACGAUCCUCCACCUUUAUUAAAAACCAACAAUAACCAGAUUCUGGAAGUAAAGAGUCCUAUAAAACAAAGUAAAUCUGAAAAACAGAUUAAGAAUGGUGAUUGUGAUAAGGCAUAUCUUGAUGAAUUAGUUGAGCUUCACAGAAGGUUAAUGACUCUAAGAGAAAGACAUAUACUGCAACAGAUUGUAAAUCUUAUAGAAGAAACGGGACAUUUUCACAUCACAAACACUACCUUUGACUUUGACCUUUGCUCACUGGACAAAACCACAGUUAGAAAAUUACAGAGUUACCUGGAAACAUCUGGAGCAUCCUGAGGACAUCAGUUGUGGUUGCAUUAAAAACUGCUGGUUUUUUUUCUUUAAUCUGAAAAAAAAUAAUAAAACAUUCAGAACGAUGCAGCCAUGGUGCAAAAACCCCAACAGCUCUCUUCAGCUUUAUUUUUUUGUUAAAGCCAGUUCAUCAUCUCUUGAUAAAGGAGAAGAAAAAUGACAAGCCUCAGCGAAUUGCUCUCCUCACCAAGGAAAUGCUCUGGAAGAGUUAGCCUGGAUAGCCUUGAAAAAAAAAAAAACAAUGAAUGUGUAUGGUAUCAUGUGUCUCUCUCUGUGGUACUCCAGGCCACAAGAUAAAUGCAUGUUCAACACACUGCCUUAUUACAUAACUGAUCUAUUUAUUACUGCAUAUGCAUAUUCUAACGUCCUUGAGGGAAUGACACUACCAGACACUACAAUGUCCUGUGUCUCACAGAUGCUCCUUGGAUCCAGCACACCACCAUCACGGGCCUUCUGACCUUACUCUUGCUUUGAUGCCACUUUGUCUUGACCUUUUGCUAGUAUGGUGUGAAAACCCCCUGCAUUGUUUGGUCUCAAUUUCUGUGGUUCCCCAAAAUAAGAUACUGGUUGUGGGGUGAGGCAGAAAAGUCUCCUAUCCGUCUUUUUUUUUUUUUUAAUGCUCAGUCUAUUGUAGCAGGAUUACCCAGGUUAUAAUUAACAUUUUCAUUUUGGACUAUAUGUAAUAAAACAAAACAGGAUUCUGACCUACUUCCUAGACUAUAGUCAGUAAAUUAGUAGAACUUUUCUUAAGGGAAAAAAAAACAAAUGUAAUAUGCUAUCCCAAUUCAGAAUUGUUUUCCCGUCAACAUUUCUGCGUCUGUUUUAAGGUUAUAUUAGAAACAAAUAUAACAUUACAAGGAGAUGUUUGCCGUAAGAGGAAUACCAGUUCAGUUUUCACAGUAUAGAAAGUUCUUGAUUUGGAACUACUGUAUUUAUGGCCAAUACGCUGAAAAUUAUUUCUAAAUUUCAUUACUUGUUCCAUACUUCACAUUCAGUUGUAAUAGGGCUCUUAACUCAAUUAAAUAAAUUAACUGGUUAAUCAGAUUAAUUUCAAUUACAUAAUUAAUACAUACUAUGUUUGGAUGUGAAUAAAUGAGUUCUAAACCACUCCCCUACCCCAUCCUUUCUUUUUUUUUAAAAAAAUCUACAUUUGUGUACGUAUAGGGGCCACCUGAGAACUUGUAUUCCUUCCAUUUUUUUCAGAGAUGAUUGGACUUCUUCCAAAAUGUUACAGUAUCCGUCAUACCAUUUAAAACUUUUUAAUGGUAAAAUAAUGUUUGGUUUUUUUUAAGCCAUCUAAUAGAAACAUCUUUUGUUAAUGAAAUUAUCUACUAAACAUUGCUGCCCUAAUUUUCAGAAGUAUUUUUUAAUACUUUAACAAAAGUGAUUUCAUAAAACAGAGUAAAAUUCCAUUUAAAGAAAGAGGGCAGAAAAAAGGCCUUCUCUCACUGAAGCCAUUAAAGUAGGGAUUUCAAGUGAUACCCUGAUAGAAGAUGUUGCUUAAGGACUACUUUUGGAUCUGAAGGAUUUGUUAGCCUUUUCAAAAUAAGCUGUGCUUGAAAGGCUGUUGUAUAUCCAAUUGCUGCUUAGUUACCAGAUUGUCAUCUGUUGCUACAGAAUCAUCCUGCAGAAUCAUCUAAUGGAUUUCCUUGUUCUAUGCGCACAGUAUGUUGCAGUAUGAAAAAUUAAGUUCGUAGUAAGGUUAUUUCUUCAUAAUCAAAUGGGAAUUCUUAACGUUGUUUCUUUAAGUCCAAAGAAAUUGUUUCCUUUUGUGUAUGUGUAUGUAUGUGUGUGAAUGUGGUUUUUUUUUAUUAUUUUUAAAUUAAAAUAUUUGACCUAUACUACGGAAGUCUAUCCUAGGCUUUCAAAAGAACAAGUGUACUUUUCUUCAGUAAUGUUAUGACUCUUAUUGAUGAUUGGCAUGAAACAUACUUGAAGUGUUAUGUUCUUUUUUAAGUCCAACUGUUAAAUGUGCAAUUGUUGGGAUGGGAGGUUUUUGAAAUCUUUUGACAUCAGGCGUAUGAUGUGAUCUUGGAGCGUGGCGGGAGAUGUUUGAGUGGGUUUUUUACAUUUUUGUUAGCAUUUUUAUAUGAAAUGUUUUAAAACCUAAAGCUGUCUUUCAACUUUUUUUAACAGUACACAUUCAACACAAUUCAUUUCAAUUGAGCACAAAAUGUGUGCUUUGGGGGAGGGGUCAAUGUUGACUUUUCUAACUAAAUUUUGUGGCAAAAACUCUUGAGAGAUUGUUGGAAGGAGCACAGGCCAACAUAACUUUGACUAUAUACUGGACAUGUGUUUUUUCUUUGUUUUUAAAAAGGCAAAAUAAGUCCUUUGAGCCACAAAAAAUAGUAGCUGAUGUACAGAAUUUGUGGGGGUGGAGGGGUUAUCUAUGUAAAGGGAAUAUUACUGAAAUUACAGUAGACUCUUAACUCUGACUUGCAUGUAGCUCAUCAGUCAUCCUUAUAAAAUGUUAGUUCUCUAGUUUGAUGAGAAUGAGGAUGGAAUAAACACAUUUCAGCUGCAUUUGUGUAUUGAAAGUGAAGAGUGUUUUCCACAAAAUUCUGGUAGAAUAAGAGCUGAUAAGUGGUGUCCUUUUUUUAAAAAAAACAAUUUACUUUAGUUAUUUUGUAUGCUGAAACAAAAUAAAUUCUUUUUCAAUUAA
Pantherophis guttatus is the source of this 4787-nucleotide messenger RNA. It is a transcript of the gene MLLT3, whose product is annotated as MLLT3 super elongation complex subunit. Gene Ontology annotation, molecular function: chromatin binding. Gene Ontology annotation, biological process: positive regulation of DNA-templated transcription. NCBI's taxonomy places the organism in Eukaryota, Metazoa, Chordata, Lepidosauria, Squamata, Colubridae. The record is from RefSeq and is a predicted model, not a curated record. Gene Ontology annotation, cellular component: transcription elongation factor complex.